This is a messenger RNA of Mus caroli (Ryukyu mouse), 1337 nucleotides long. The record is from RefSeq and is a predicted model, not a curated record. NCBI's taxonomy places the organism in Eukaryota, Metazoa, Chordata, Mammalia, Rodentia, Muridae.
UGUCAGACUGGCCCAAGAGAACAGCUACGAACAUUGCCAGGACUCACCGGAUCGCCAUGCUCACAGUGCUGCUAUUCCUUGGUCUUAUUCUGGAACCCAGGACUAGAGUACAGGCAGGACACCUCCCAAAGCCCAUCAUCUUGGCUGAGCCAGGCUCUGUGAUUGCUGCACAUACAUCUGUGAUUAUCUGGUGUCAGGGUUCCUGGGAGGCCCAGUAUUAUCAUCUGUAUAAAGAGCAAAGUGUAACUCCUUGGGACACUCAAGUCCCUCUGGAAACCAGGAAUAAGGCCAAGUUCAACAUUCCAAGCAUGACAACUUGGUAUGCAGGCAUAUAUAAGUGUUACUAUCAGAGUGUUGUUGGCUUCUCAGAGCACAGUGAUGCAAUGGAGCUGGUGAUGACAGGAGUAUAUGAAAAUCCCAGCCUUUCAGUCUAUCCCAGCCCUAAUGUGACCUCUGGAGUUUCCAUAUCCUUUAAGUGCAGCUCAUCCAUAGUAUUUGGCAGAUUCAUUCUGAUCCAGGAAGGAAAGCAUGGCCUCUCGUGGACCCUGGACUCACAGCAUCAGGCCAAUCAGCCAACCCAUGCUACUUUUGUUCUGGAUGCUGUUACUCCCAAACACAAUGGAACAUUCAGAUGCUAUGGCUUUUUUAGAAAUGAACCACAGGUGUGGUCAAAACCAAGUAACUCCCUAGACCUCAUCAUCUCAGGACUGGAAACAUACCAAAAGAUUUUGAUUGGAGUCCUGGUGUCAUUCCUUCUGCUUUUCUUCCUCCUGCUUUUUCUCAUCCUCAUCGGAUACCAGUGUCAUCACAAAAAGAAGGCUAAUGCUUCUGUGAAGAACACACAAUCUGAGGACAAUGCAGAGCUGAACAGUUGGAACCCACAAAAUGAAGACCCCCAGGGAAUUGUGUAUGCCCAGGAUACUGCAUCCAAAGAGACCCAGGGUGUAACCUAUGCCCAGUUGUGCAUCAGGACACAGGAACAGAACAACAGCUGAAUCCAGGAAGCAGCCAACACAGAAAGAAGACCCAGACCCCACAUUCCAUGAAUGAAAACUAGGGAUUUUCUGAUAUUUGAUCCCAGUGGACUCUGUUUAAUUAAUUUGAGCCAUCAUGAAUACCUCAUGUGUCAUCAGAAGCUUCUCAGAAUUUUGGGAAUAUACUUUAUUCUUUGUUCAGAGAUAACAAAUGUCCUUACAUUUUGUAAAUAAAGCCAAAUCCUCCUCAAUCAACAAUUCCUCUAAUGAGAAACAAAUAAAAUGAGAUAUUGUGAAUUGAAUGACAAUGUAACCAGGGCACACUAAUCAAUGAAACUCGAAUUUUUAGAACCAUGAAUAAAU